AUGGAGAAGAAGCAGGAUGAGAUAUCAGGAAGCUGGUUCAAGAUCACAGUUCCAUUCGGCAUAAAAUAUGAUGAGAAGUGGUUGCUGAAUUUGAUUCAGAAGCAAUGCAGCACCCCCUUUACUCCAGUCAAAUUUCACUAUGAGAAAAUGCAGGCCCACUUCUUCGUUGAGAAUGCCAGUAUUGCCUUUGCAUUGAAGAAUGUUAGUGGCAAGAUUUACGAUAAUAAUAAUGAGAAGAUAUCUAUCUUUGUCAUCCCUUCUAAUGCACCCCAGGAUGUGCAGGAGGAGCUGAAGUCAGAAAAGGAGGAUCAGGUAAAGGUGAAGUCAGCAGAGGAAUUGGACCAGGGAAAAAAGCUGGAGCCAGAAGACAUGAAUGCAAAAAGAAACCCCUCAUGCACCACCUUACCAGAUAAUUCAACCAACGUAAGCUCCAUCCUGGAAUUGUUCCCCAAAUUAUUAUGCCUGGAUGACCAGGAGCCUCCCCCACCAACUAAUUUUGAGAUUGAAGCCCACAAGAAUGUACCAUCCUGCAAGGGAAGUUUCUUUGGAUCUGACCCACUGAAGAGUCUAGUCUUGCAAUUUCUGCAGCAGUAUUACUCUAUCUAUGACUCUGGAGACCGGCACUGUCUCCUCUGUGCUUACCAUGACACGGCCUGCUUCUCCCUGACCAUUUCUUUCAACCCCAAGGACCCAGCCCCAAGCAGCUUGUUUGAGUACUUCAAGGAUAACAGGAAUAUGAAGAACCUCAAGGACCCCAACCUGCAUUUUCAGCUGCUGAAACAUACAAAACGUGACAUUACAUGCACCCUCUGUAUGUUGCCCAAAACUCAGCAUGACCUGAGCUCCUUUGUGGUGGACAUGUUGUUCCAGUCGGAAAAGAUGCUCUGCUUCUGUGUCAAUGGGGUGUUCAAGGAAGUGGAAGGAAGGUCUCAGGGCUCUGUGCGUGCCUUCACCCGGACUUUCAUCACUACCCCUGCCAGCGAUUCCAGUCUCUGCAUCAUGAAUGAUGAACUGUUUGUGAGGGACGCCACCCCCAACACAACUCAGAGUAUGCAUCCCAUAGAAGUGCCUACACCCACCACCAGCUCCAUGACCACCCUCUCCCAGGAGCAGCAAGAAAUGGUGCAAGUUUUCUCCACCAAGUCUGGAAUGAGCCUCCAGUGGUCUCAGAAGUGUCUUCAUGAUAACCACUGGGACUACACGAGAGCUGAACAGGUGCUCACUCUGUACAAGGACAAGUACAAGAUCUCAGAGGAGGCCAUCCCACAGGCUGAUCCCGGAUCCUAA
Molecule: messenger RNA, 1287 nt
Organism: Pipistrellus nathusii (Nathusius's pipistrelle)
Lineage: Eukaryota; Metazoa; Chordata; Mammalia; Chiroptera; Vespertilionidae
Source: the annotation of a GenBank genome assembly